Effrenium voratum is the source of this 273-nucleotide messenger RNA. The record is from the annotation of a GenBank genome assembly. Lineage: Eukaryota; Dinophyceae; Suessiales; Symbiodiniaceae.
AUGACUCGCGUGGUGUCUCGCGCCCUGGGCUUCAUGGCGAAGCUCACGGCCACUGGCGAACAGCAGGAGGAGAGAGGUGAUUUGCUGGGCAACAUGUGCCAGCAGCUUUUCCGGCUGAUGAAGGUCGAGGAGGCCUCAUCGUGCGGAAGAUCUGCGGAGGCCCUUCCCAGCAAAAUCACCUUCCGCGUGUGGACGUGGAGCGCUUCUUUGCCAUGCUCCUACGAAGCAGACACUUGGGAGCUGCUGGAUGUCGUGGGCAUCGCUAGUACGUGA